CAAAAUGAAGAUUAGGUUCCCUCAUAGACAUACCAAAUCCGAAUAAAUGCAGAAUUUUGGUUAAUCUGAGAGUUGAAAGUAACGUUAGACAUCUUAAAGAGAUAAAGAAAAGAAGAAGAAUAGAUGCUUGAAAGCGUAACAACUUAAAUUACAGUAAAAUAAAGUAGUAUAAGUUAUUCGAUUUUUUUUUUUAUAACGUGAAAAACGUGUGCCCAGUUGCAGCAACUAUGAUUGUUAGCGAGGAGUGGUAGAGUUUCGUGUGCUGCGUGUUCUUUUUUCAUUAAUUUAUAAUUAAUUUUAUAAAUAUUCUUUUGGGGAUUGAGAGAGUCCACCCUCCUCUGUCUCUGCAUUGAUUUGUGAUGAGUCAGGGAAGCAGGGAGCAUGUUGAUUGUCAAAUUCUGGCUUGAAAUCUGAAGUUUUUCAAACGCCACGCCAUUGUAACUUUCCUCAUAUAAGAGUGGUUUUGAAGGGAUGACUUAAAAGCUCUAUGCCGGGUUCAUUACGAGCAGAAAAAUGAGUGAUGCAGAAGUUCAAUUUUAUUCCGCAGGAACAACGAAGAAAUCAGAUAGCCAAAAAAUUUAUCAUGGUAGAGAUCCCAAUCAUGGAAGUAACUUUUGGAUUGAUGGGCUUAUUUGUGCUUUUGAAUAUGUUCGAGGACAAAACAGAUCAGCUAAAUGGAGGUCCUCAUCAAAUACCGCAGACAGACUACAGGUUAAUGGGCAACAACAUUCAAAGAUGCAUGCCCCUUCUGAUGGUUUAAAGGAGGCUUCUUCCUUGAGACCGGAUAAAAACAAGUUGUCAGAUCUUUCGUCUGUAAAUGUCUCACGGGACAGUGUGUUUGGUGCCUCUGAUGACGACAAGGAGAGCCAGGUUCGUCAGGCUGGCCAGUCUAGAAAGUAUGAUGGUGGGCAUUGGGUACCCAUUGGAUGGGCAAGAAUUUCUGAACUUGUCCAAACAGUUCAGGUUGAUGCUGUAUGGUCUUCUCAUCAAUUUGAGUUUGAGGAUUCUGAAGAUGAUUUUACUGUAGCAGAUUUGGCGGCUCCCUACUGGGAGCGUCCGGCUGGGCCUAUUUGGUGGUGCCAUGUUUCUGCUGGUCACCCCAAUGUUGAGGCUUGGCUCAACAAUGCUCAAUGGCUACAUCCUGCUGUUAGUCUAGCUUUGAGAGACGAAAAUAGACUUAUAAGUGACCGGAUGAAACACCUCUUCUAUGAGGUCCCAGUUAGAGUUGCGGGAGGGCUGUUAUUUGAGCUCUUGGGACAAUCAGCUGGUGAUCCUCUUGUUGAAGAAGAUGACAUUCCUAUUGUUCUUAGGUCUUGGCAAGCACAGAACUUCCUUGUAACUGUAAUGCAUGUAAAAGGAUCUGUGUCAAGGAUAAAUGCUUUAGGUAUAACAGAAGUUCAGGAGCUUCUCUCAGCUGGAGGGUAUAAUGUGCCGAGAACAGUGCAUGAAGUUAUAGCACAUCUUGCUUGCCGCCUCUCUCGAUGGGAUGAUAGGCUCUGCUUCUAUUUCCGGUUAGGGUUUGAUCAACUAACUCUUGAAGCUUUACAUAUACAUUUUUUCAGGUUAUUCCGUAAAUCUAUAUUUGGGGCGGCAGAUGAGAUUGAAUUGAAGUUUAUGAACAGGAGAAACCAUGAAGAUUUGAAUCUUUUCAUCUUAAUCUUAAAUCAAGAAAUCAGAAAGUUAUCAACACAGGUUAUCAGAGUGAAGUGGUCCCUCCAUGCAAGAGAAGAGAUUGUCUUUGAGCUUCUCCAACAUCUAAAAGGAAAUGGAGCAAGAAACCUGCUAGAGGGAAUAAAAAAGAGCACAAGAGAAAUGAUCGAGGAGCAAGAAGCAGUUCGCGGCCGUCUGUUUACCAUUCAAGAUGUCAUGCAGAGCACUGUUCGAGCUUGGUUACAGGAUAAAAGCCUUCGGGUAACCCAUAAUUUAGCUGUAUUUGGUGGUGUUGGUGUUGUACUCACCAUCGUUACUGGGUUAUUUGGGAUCAACGUUGAUGGGAUACCUGGGGCAGAAAAUACACCAUAUGCAUUUGGUGUUUUUACAGCCAUCCUUGUCUUCCUUGGAGUAGUGCUGAUUGCAGUUGGCAUGGUUUACCUUGGGCUGAAAAACCCCGUUGCUGAAGAACAGGUUGAAGUUAGGAAGCUCGAGCUGCAAGAAUUGGUGAAGAUGUUUCAGCAUGAAGCAGAGACUCACGCCCAAGUCAGGAAAAACAUUUCUCCCAAAAACUUACCCCCUACAGCUGGUGAUGCUUUCCGUAGUGGUGCGGAUUAUCUUGUCAUACAAUAGAGAUACUAAUACUAUAAUUGUCCAAAAGAUUGCUCAACAUCAAUCACUUUUAGUGUUAAGGUUGUUUCAAGUUUGAAGUUAAAGCAUGAAUUUGCUUAUUCUCAUGCUUUGGUGUGUGUGAAGGAAUCCUCAACCGUUGCCUGCCAUUGGUAGGUCUCAAAGUCUCAACAAAGCCAAAAUUCUUGUAGCCUUUGAUCUGAGUUCUUCAAUUAGUGUAUUAGAAGUUUAUAUGAAUUGAAUAUUUGUACACCUCGUAGGUCAUCUUUAGUUUACCUGAAUUUGCAGACGGGUGCCAAUUUAAUGUACAUAUAGAGGAAUUUCUCUAUAAAUAUCAAAGUGAAAGAUGUGAUUCUAGCGAGACUAUAAAAUUUCUAGUUUUACUA
Messenger RNA from Vigna angularis (adzuki bean), 2666 nucleotides. RefSeq lists its product as uncharacterized. Lineage: Eukaryota; Viridiplantae; Streptophyta; Magnoliopsida; Fabales; Fabaceae. The record is from RefSeq and is a predicted model, not a curated record. Gene Ontology annotation, biological process: transmembrane transport; metal ion transport. Bases 514 to 2283 code for a protein of 589 amino acids. The transcript has 9 exons. Gene Ontology annotation, molecular function: metal ion transmembrane transporter activity. Gene Ontology annotation, cellular component: membrane.